UCCCUUACAGCCAAACACCAACAAGGCGGCAACACAAGAAAACUUCAAAAAAAAACUGAACAAGACACCAGCAAUGGCCGGAGGAGGAAACGGCGAAGUGAAGCUGCUCGGCAUGUGGGCAAGCCCGUUCGUCCUGCGAGUGCGGCUGGCGCUCAGCCUUAAGGGCGUGAGCUACGAGUACGUCGAGGAGGACCUCAAGAGCAAGAGCGAGCUGCUCCUCAAGUCCAACCCCGUCCACACCAAGGUGCCGGUGCUGAUCCACAACGGCAAGCCCGUCUGCGAGUCGUCGGUGAUCCUGCAAUACAUCGACGAGGCCUUCGCCGGCAUCGGCCCUUCUCUUCUCCCGGCGGAUCCCCAUGACCGUGCCGUUGCUCGCUUCUGGGCCGCAUACAUUGACGACAAGCUCCUGAAAGCGUCGAGCCAGGCGUCGAGCGGCAAGACGGAGGAGGAGAAGGCGGAGGGAGCGAAGCAGGCGGCCGCCGCGGUGGAGACCCUGGAGGGAGCCCUGAAGGAGUGCUCCAAGGGCAAACCAUUCUUCGGUGGUGACAGUGCUGGGUACGUGGACCUCAUGCUCGGCGGCCUCCUCCCUUGGGUUCACGUGGGCGACGCGGUGAAGGGCGUCAAAACCUUCGACCCUGCCACGACUCCGCUCUUGGCCGCGUGGGCGGACAGCUUCGGCGCCUUGGACGCGGUCGAGCCGGUCAUGCCGGAAGUCGGCAAGCUCGUUGAGUUUGCCAUGGCGAUGAUGUCUCACGCCGCCGCUGCCGCCGCUGCAACUAACUGAAGAAGCAUACCUCUCCUUUUUAUGCAUCUAUGCUCAAUCGUGUCGUGUGCCCAACGUUCAGAGAUUCCUUGUGGUUUCUAUAUCUUUUUUGCGACUUUUUAUGGAGCUUGUGUUCGUGCUUUUCGUCUCUCGUACACCUGGAUCAGAUGUAAAUUUGCUUCGAUGAAUCUUGGAGUCUACACAGUGCAAUUCUUACA
Messenger RNA from Lolium perenne, 981 nucleotides. RefSeq names its product probable glutathione S-transferase GSTU6. Gene Ontology annotation, molecular function: glutathione transferase activity. The record is from RefSeq and is a predicted model, not a curated record. Gene Ontology annotation, cellular component: cytoplasm. NCBI's taxonomy places the organism in Eukaryota, Viridiplantae, Streptophyta, Magnoliopsida, Poales, Poaceae. Gene Ontology annotation, biological process: glutathione metabolic process.